AUGGAAACAGGGAGCAAGACUGUUGAAUUGGAGGCUGUUGAACUUAUUGGGAGCAAGGCUGUUGAAUCAGAGAUUGUUGAAUCACAGGCUGUUGAAUCAGACACUGUUGAACUUAUUGAAACAGGGGGCAAGGAUGAUGAAUCGGAUACUGAUGUAUCAUUGUUUGAUGAAUCGGAUACUGAUGAAUCAGAUAUUGAAAAACUUAUUGGUCGUGAAUGUGAGUAUUGUUUAAAGGUGGGUGUUCACUUUACCCAAACAUGCCCUUACAAGUAUCACGUCCCAAAGAACGCAAUUGUUAGCAAGAGUUGUGGUAUAAGCGAUGGAUGUGCAGUUCUCAUGGAUUGUUUACAUUGUGGGAAGAUAGAGAAUGGAGAGUUAAUGGUACUCUAA
This is a messenger RNA of Prunus armeniaca (apricot), 390 nucleotides long. The record is from the annotation of a GenBank genome assembly. Lineage: Eukaryota; Viridiplantae; Streptophyta; Magnoliopsida; Rosales; Rosaceae.